AUGUUCCUGAAAUGGUCCAAUCACAAGUCAAGCUUCUUGGAGGUCUUAGACUACCUCCUGGAAAGAGGUCUAUUUGUCGAUGUCACACUUGCUUCGGAAGAAGGGGAGAAGUAUGCUGUGCACAAGAUCGUUCUUUGUGCCUGUAGUCCUUACUUCCAGAAGCUGUUGGCUGAUAACCGUUGCGAGCAUCCAAUUGUGAUCCUAAAGGAUGUGAAGAGCAAGGAGAUGCGUGCUCUCAUUGAGUUCAUGUACAAAGGAGAAAUAUGUGUAGCUCAGUCGGAUUUGGAUUCCCUACUCCGGACUGCUGAGUGCCUCCAGAUCCGUGGCUUGUGUGAAACUCAAACUUCAAGUACAAAUCUGGAAUCUCAGGAAGUGACUGACUUCAGCGAACAAACUCACAUCCCUCAUCAACCUCUGAAACGGACCCUUCUUCCAAGUGAUGUCAGUGUGCCCGGACCUGGAGGGAAGCGUUUCCGAAGCCCUGCCACUUCCUGUCUUCCCAUGGCACUUUCUUCUCCAAUCUAUUCAGGUUUCCAUCCUCCGUUCUCCCCUAUGAGCAACGGGUUUACUGCUGAGGGUUCUUCUCAGGUGGCUUUGUUCAGUGGCCCAUCAGUAGUGAUGUCAGAAGGGGGAAGUCCAAAGCCCUCAGCUGGGUCCUCAGAUGACACACCCAACUCAGGAGAUCGCAUUGCUGGGACUGCUACCUUGGUACCUGAAUCACUCUCAGGUUUAGAAGAAAGAGAGAAAUCUAAUGAGGAGAAGGAAUCAUGGAAAGAUCAAUGGGGUGACCCAGAAUGCAGACCAGAGAAUCUCAGCAUCAAAAGGGAAGAAAAUGACUCAGAACAGAGCAUGUCUCCACCUCAAUCAUCUCAAUCUCAGGGCGAUAUUACUAUUGGUACCAAUGCCAGUUUGGCUGCUGCUUCAUCUCAACCCUCUCUUGCUCAUGAACGACCUGCAUCCUCUCCUUCCAUGGGAGCAAGCACAAGUACAGGAUCUGGAUCAGCAAGUUCAAAUCAUAUCUGGGGUUCAGUUGGUGUGGAGAAUUCAGCAUCAAGUUUCUACCAUGCCAACUCAUUGUAUGCUGAGCGUCUUCGCCAACAUUUCACUCAAAAUUUUGACAUGAUGUAUCGACUACUCAGGGACCAGAGCAAAGAUAUUGUUGGAUUUCACCAUUGCCUGUUCUGCGGGAAGCAGAUCCGAGAUGCAUCCAACUUCAAGAAACACUUACGCACGCAUACGGGUGAGAAACCCUACCCAUGUAGAAUCUGCGGUCGUGCAUUUUCUCGCUCGGAGAACCUCAAGAUGCACAUGAGGAAUCGCCAUCCCACAUUGGUCCCUUCCCCAAUUCUACCUCCUCCAUCAUCACAGGGAACUGCCUCUCGACUGACACCACCAACUGAUCCGGAGCAAUUGGAAUUUAAGUACAAGCACUCAAAAAAGUGGAUGAACAAGGCUGGUCUGGUAGUAGUUGGAAGUGAAGUGGGAACAUGGCACAGUAUCCUGCAACUGGAGUCUCCAAGAACCCACCUUGGGUCAGAGCAGGGGAUGAAAAUGGAAGGACGCCCAGUAACCUUGCCUCAAGUCCCCCCUCUUGCCAGUGGCUUAGGAGCUGCACCUGGCAUUGGGUCUCCAUAUGGAUCUCAUGUCACGGGUGGAGGGAUUGGUCUGGAUCCAUUCAGUCAGGUCCUCCAAUCACAUCAUCCUCUCCAGCGUGUCUUCACUGGUACUAUCACCAAGAUGGCUGAAAACAAUAAGCAGGGAUUCGUUAACAAAACUGUAUUUUUCCAUGAUAGUAAUUUGGUUGGAACAAAGAAGGCCAAAGUUGGUGACAAGGUCCUUGUGGAAGCUGUGUACAACCCAAAUGCACCAUUCCAAUGGAGUGCCACUCGAGUCCAGUUCCUCAGUACAGAUGGUGCUGCUCAUGGCCAAGAGAGAGAUGGGGACAUGUGUAGUCAUGGGAAACAUCCACGUCAUUCACCACUUAGUCCACACACUCAAAGUGACACUAUUCCCAAGACCAACAAGCAUCACUCAAAGUCUCCUUCUCAACGUUCCCGCAAUCAAGAUCAAGAUCAGCAUCAGUCUCGAUCUUCUGAACAUCAUGGGGAAGAAUCACGACCUGUAUCUUCUCAGACUGGUGUUAGGAGCCGCUGGAAGGGAGGUCGUACUCUGACUCCUCGAUACAAUGUCACCAUACCUCGAAUUGACUUUUCCCUGAAGGAGUGUGGGGUGAUGGAAUUGAAGAGGCGUUAUACAAAUCUCUACAUUCCUUCUGAUUUCUUUCAAGGGAAGCUAUCAUGGCUGAGCACAUUCCCUACAAAGAGCCCCUUCCCUCUUGGUGUCUCUCGGGUCCCAUUUUUCAUCCUCAACAAGCAAUGUGUUCAGCCAAUUUAUGCCAAUGAUGAAAAACUAUUCCCUCCAGAUGCAGACUAUUCAUAUUCUGCUAAGGUAAUGCUGCUGUCCUGUCCAGUUCUCUGGGAUCUCUUCCAGAUGUGCUGCAGCCUUGCUCAAGACUCAGAUGACAUUCGAUCUGUGUUUCUCCAUCCGGCUCGUGCCAUCAAGUUCCUGGUAGGAACAAGAGGGCGGAGUGAAGUGAUGGCCAUUGGGGGUCCAUACAGCCCUGCUCUUGAUGGCCCUAACCCAGGGCAGAAUCCUCUCACACUCAUAAAAACAGCAAUUCGCACAACCAUGGCUCUUACUGGCAUUGACCUCUCUGCUUGCACGCGAUGGUGUUAUCCCAGAUUUCUCUCCAUCAGGUAUCAGUUCCUGGAAGUGAAUUAUCACCGCAGUGAUGAGGAGGUGGUGGAAAGGGUGGUGAUGUUUAUUCCUGACCUGUGGAAUGCUCUCCCAUCUCUUGAUGACUACCAACAACUUCUUCCUCUAUACCAGGAGCAGCUGGAGACUAAACUGCGUGGUGAUGUCUAUCAUCCACACCAUCGUUCAUCCCUCAACCAGGCAUCUAGCUUCAUCAGUUUCCUUGUGCCUCUCACAUUCUAUCACUCUAUCCAGCUUUUCCUCUCUUUUGUCUCCUUGAAAUUGAGUCCUGCCCAGGGAGUUUUGGAGGGACAAGAAACUUGUGGAAAAAGGAUGGAGGGACCACAGGAGGAAGUUCAUGAAGGACCUUCUUUGGGCUCUCCUCCUGCUCCUGCUUCAGGAGGUUCUGAAAGAAGUCUAAGACGACGAGGUGUCUCCAGCAAUGCCUCUAAAUCCUCUCCCAGGACUCCUCCCAGUUUGGAAAAUGACCUCAAACAUCUAAAGAUCUCUGACUUGCGUCGUCAACUGGAAGAACGUGGGCUAAGCCCAAAAGGUCUGAAGACACAAUUGAUCAGCCGCUUGGCAAGGGCCAUCCAGGAAGAUAUGGAGGGUGAGAAAAUGGGGGUGGGGGAAAGACUGGAGAAAAAUCAGGACACAGUAGGAGGAGAAGGUGAAGCUGGAAAUCUGGAACUGACAGAUGCUGAUAAUCUAGAACAAGAGGCAGAUCAGGAUGGAACCCAUGGAAAGGACCAUAAUGUUGACACAGCUGAGGGUCACAUUGAAACUCAAGGACCAGAGUCAGGAAAUGUGGUGUAUAUGAAGGAGAUAAAAGAAGAGGUUGGAGAUGUGGACAGGAAAAAUCAAGAAGUUGAUAAAGAUUUGGACAAAGAAGAGAGGGAUCGAUUGGAAAAGGCAUUCAAACUUCCUCCCACACCACACAUUUUGGUUCAUCCAUCUCCAACAGCUAAGUCAGGCCAAUUUGACUGCUCCCUCAAGAGCCUGUCUGUCCUCCUUGAUUAUCGACGGGAUGAUGCCAAGGAACAUUCCUUUGAGGUGUCUCUAUUUGUAGAGCUCUUCAAUGAAAUGCUUAUCCGGGACUUUGCAUGCAUCAUCUAUAGGGUAUUACUGAAGAAACUGAUGGACAAAGAGAAAAAACAGAAUGGAGAGGAGAAAGAAAUAGACAAGGAGAAACAAGUGAAAGAGAAAGAGGGGAAUGGGACUCACAAGGACAGGAAGAUGUUGACAGUGAGGCCAAAACUCCUCUUGGCUUUUGUCUACUUUGACGUCAAUCAUUGUGAUUACAUUCAUGAAAAGGACCUGGAGGAAAUCCUCCUUCUGGCUGGCAUGGAUCUCUCUCGUGCUCAGGUUGUCAUCUCUUCCUUAUUGCUCUCUUUGCCAUCAAAGUCAUUAUUCUUGAAUGCUGAACAAGGUAGCAUUGUAUUGCAGGCCAGAAAAUUGGUGUCUUGUGUGGCCUCUGGAGGGAAAGUGUAUUAUCGAGAACUCACUGAUGAAGAGGAUACUGGAGACAACCAAGAACUGGACGACACCUCCCUUUUGGAUAUCCUUGCUCAACCUCUGGAAGAAGAGAGUGAAAAAAAGGACCAAGAUGAGUUCAAGGUGAUGUAUGGAGGGAUGGUGGUAGAUGUGGAGAAGCUUCAGGCAACCUUGACCAGGACAGAAGCAGCCCAAAUUGCAGCUGUGGCUCGUGUACAGGACCUACAGCAACAACUCGAAAGUGUGAAGAAGGAAGCAGGGCAUGUGGAGUCAGAGAGAAAGUCCCUGCUGGAGGAGAACCGGGACAUCAGAAGACGACUGCAUGAGGCUGAAGAUCAGCUAACAAAAUACAUAAUGGCCGUGAAGGAGGUUGGAAAAGCUAUCAAUCCCCUUCUUCCCAGUGAAUCACAACACUCCAAAGACAGGGAAGACCAACUCAUGACCUUGACUGAAGAAGUGAGACAAGAAGAGGAAUCCUCUCCCAAAUCAAGUGUUUCCCACACGUCCCGGAAAGUGAAGUUGACCUACAAGCAUCUGUGCCCCAAGUACAAGAUCACCUCCAAUUCCGACUUCCCGACCGCCAUAGAGAACGUGAAGAUGAAGAUCCAAGCUUGGGGCCUCAGGAUAAGGCGGUACACGAAAAGGGUCAAUUACUUCCGGCAUAACGAGCGCCUCACGAACAACCAGAAGCUAUUUUACAGGGAACUGGGAACGAAACCCAUAGAAGUGAAGAAGAUUCCUGGCAAGGCAGAAGUGGAAGAAUUCUGGUCGGACAUCAUGGAGUGCCCGGUGAACCACAACGUCGAUGCCACAUGGCUCCGACGUCUAGAAGAGAAAGGGUACAAGAAAUUGAAAUCACUUGUCCCCUUCAUGAGUGAAGUCAACUCCAUGGCUUGUAAAGAUAAACUCAUGUACAAGUCUCGACGUCGAAGGUUCGAAACCACAAGUCAUUCAGAAGACUUGAGAGCGGUGAUCUGA
This is a messenger RNA of Darwinula stevensoni, 5226 nucleotides long. The record is from the annotation of a GenBank genome assembly. Lineage: Eukaryota; Metazoa; Arthropoda; Ostracoda; Podocopida; Darwinulidae.